This is a messenger RNA of Penicillium macrosclerotiorum, 1611 nucleotides long. RefSeq names its product arylsulfotransferase family protein. Bases 1 to 1611 code for a protein of 536 amino acids. The record is from RefSeq and is a predicted model, not a curated record. The transcript has 2 exons. NCBI's taxonomy places the organism in Eukaryota, Fungi, Ascomycota, Eurotiomycetes, Eurotiales, Aspergillaceae.
AUGCACCACUGGUUAUCUGCUCUCGCCUUGGGAGCUCUGGCAGUUCCCAGGCCCACACUGGCCGGUACUAUUGGCACCAAACGGAGCGAGUUUUCCCUAUGCGCUAUCAAUAAUCGUCAGAUCGUCCAGAAUGCUAGCAGUGACAUUUGGCCCUGGCAAACAUACCAGUCGACCAAUGUGACGCCGCCUUAUAUGUCGAUAAACCGUACAGGUGCAGAUUUAGCUUCUGGAUUGCUCUUCAUCGGUCAGGAGAAUGACUCUGGAAGCGGCGUGAAACAGGUGUCUCCCUUCAUUUUAACGGAUGACAACGAAUUGGUCUGGAGUGGCCCGGAGGGUGACUCGUCCAACUUCCGACAGCAGUACUGGGGAGACCAAUCUGUAAUCACCUUCUGGGUAGGCACGGGUAAGGCCGCAUAUGGCGCAGAUGCAGGACGAGGCUGGGGUGAAGUGCGCAUUUAUAAUGACGAGUACCGAUUGAUAAAGUCAGUUUGUUUGCAAUUGAAUCUCACGAUGCCGACCGGAACCACUACAGAUUGUGAUGCCGACGUGCAUGAAUCCUUCAUCACAGAGGACAAUACCAUUCUAUUGACGGCGUACAACACCACCCAAGCAGACCUAACGUCGUUGGGUGGCCCUAAGGACGGAUGGGUAUAUGACUCGAUUGUCGUCGAGUUGGAUCUAGAGACCAACGAGCCAGUGUUUAUUUGGAGCCCGUUGGCUCAUGUGGCUAUCAAUGAGACUCAUGAAGCAUAUACGGGAUCAGACCAGACCGACCCUUUCGAUUGGUUCCACAUGAACUCCAUUCAGAAAUGGGGCGACUACUACCUGGUCAAUUCACGCCAUUUAUGGCGAACGUUCCUAGUGGACCGUGAGGGAUCGGUGGUUUGGUCCAUUGAUGGAGAGAACGGCGGAGAUUUUGGCAGUCUCCCAGCAAAUGGAACAUUUUCCUGGCAACAUAUGGCACGAAUUCAUAGUGUCUCCUCCACACAAGCACAGCUGAGCUAUUUCGCCAACAAUCUCGACACAGCUACAAGUACUGUGCCUUCUAAGGGCCUCACUUUCCUUCUUACGCUUCCCCCAAGCCUGAAGAACCCCCCAGUGCUCGUCACCGACUUCUAUGACCACCUAUAUCCUGUUUCGUCCGCUGCUGAGGGCUCCUUCUUUUCGCUGCCUAACGGCAAUACGCUUAUGGGCUAUGGUGAUGAGCCAUACAUCAAAGAAUACGGGCCAUCAGGCGAUGUUCGCUGGUCAGCCCAAUUUGCAGGCUAUGACUUGGGCCAGAGUUACCGCGUAUACAAACAAGAGUGGCAUGCUACACCCUCCACUCGGCCAAGCCUGGUAGUAACCACGGCCCUUGCGGAAGACAACCUGAGUCAAUGUGCAGGUAGCUCGUCGCGCUUGCGCGGUUACGUCAGCUGGAAUGGAGCUACUGAUGUCGACAAGUACCAGGUCUAUGCCGGAAAAAGUAGCAAUUCUCUUAAGUCAUUGGGACAAAUUGAUAAGAAGGGAUUCGAGACCAAAUUUUCUCUUCCCGAGGACGUUAGUGUCGUUCAGGUUGCUGCCAUCCAGGCCGGCAAAGUUGUACGAAAGUCCAACAUUGCACAUGUCUAG